Moesziomyces aphidis is the source of this 2697-nucleotide messenger RNA. NCBI's taxonomy places the organism in Eukaryota, Fungi, Basidiomycota, Ustilaginomycetes, Ustilaginales, Ustilaginaceae. The record is from the annotation of a GenBank genome assembly.
AUGAGACAGGCUACGCUGCCAUGGGCGCCUCCCACCCCCGCCCCACCGCCAUUCCAUCGGCAUGCGACACACGAUACGCCAGUGCAGCAACAAGCUGCGUAUACGGUACCAAACGAGGAGCAGAUCGAUCCGGCGCUGCUGGACGCCGAUACGGUCAUAGACGUGUCCACACCAACACCACCGCCUACACAGCCCGAGGUAGCAACCCGGCAGGCGCAGGAUAUGGCUGCCUGCACCGAUGCGCCAGCCGACGCGCGACCACUGCAUCCGUUCUUCACUGCACCGACGCCGGCUAUGGAUGACGAGGAGGAAGGCGAUGGAAGGCGCACGCGAUCGAGCAGGGCAAAGGCACCCGUGUCGUACCGCGAAGACCUCAAGGCGGUGCUGCGUGCCGACGCUGCGCACGAAGCCGCGCGGCUCAAAGACGAAAAGCGCCAGGCUGCCCACCAGGCGCAGGCGGAAAGGCGAAGCAGACCGGCCAAGACCAAGCCAAAGGCGGCGGACUUUGAGAUCGUAGAGACCCGAGUCGCGCCUGCGCCCGCAAGCAAGAGGGUGGAACAGCCAAAGCCGCUCAGUCUGGCGGUCAAGGGCACCAGCUCAGAAGCCGCCACCGCCCACCCGUUCUUUGCAAAGAAGGCCAAGCCGGCACCAACCACGCCGUCGAAGGGUGGAGCCGAGGAUGGUGGUGAGGCAAGCAGUGGUUCGAAACAUACGGCAGGGGCACCGGCAGCGUGGAGCUUGUUUUCAGCCCCACGACAGCCAGCGAGGCGGCCGACGAAGCCAGCGCACGCGCCAUGGCCCUCGCAGCACGAUACGCACCUCGUCGGAUGGCGCGAGAAGGAACGCCAGGUCAUCGACAAGGCGCGUAUAGGACUCGAAGCGUUUCGCGAGCAGUACAGCUCUCGCACCCCACAUACGCCGGUCGCCUCGACAUGGCACACUGCGCCCGACUUUGUUCGAAGCCUCAACAACCAUCGUCCGCGGCCCGCGCCUGAAGGCAUGUCGCUCACGGGCGAUCUGGACGCGUUUGACAGUGUCGACGACUACACGGCGCAGCACGUCGACAUGUCGCGGCUCACACUCCCAACGCGCGCGGUGGAGCCAGCCGAGGGCCAGCUGUGGUGCGACGCAUGGCGGCCGCGUGCGGCAGCCGAGUGUGUGGGCAACGAGGCGCACGCGGCGUUGCUGCUCGAGUGGCUGCGCCGCCUGCUCGUCGCCACCCCCGGCGCGGUUACCGCCGCGGCCAAGAGGAAGCAGGUGCAGAGACGCGUAGACAGGUCCAAACGCCGCCGUGCGCGCAGUGCGAGCGACGACGAGUGGGAUGAUUUCAUAGUCGACGACGACGAGCAAGAAGCCGAAGCGCCACCGGAGCUGGACGACGAGCAGUGCUUCGGCCGAUUCGGCAGGAUCCAAACAGCCCUGGCGGAACCGAACGCGGUUGGGGAUUCACCAGCUCCAUCGGCGCCCGGAUGGGAGCCGCUCGAGCAGCUCACCAACUGCAUGGUCCUUGCCGGGCCCAGUGGAUCGGGCAAGACGGCGUGCGUAUACGCCUGCGCGGCGCAACUCGGGUACGAGGUGUUUGAGCUCUACCCGGGCAUGGGCAAGCGGAGCGGGCGCGAGAUGCUGGCGUGCGUCGGCGACCUUGCGCGCAACCACAUGGUCUCCUCGGGCGGCAUCGGCGGCGGCGCCAGCUUCAAACCCACCGCGGCGACGAGCGUGCGCCAGUCGCUCAUCCUCAUCGAAGAGGCCGACGUGCUGUUUGACGAGGACAAGGGAUUCUGGAGCGCAGUGGUGGAGCUGGUGGGCCAAAGCAAGCGCCCCGUCGUGGUGGUGUGCAACGAGCCGGAUCUGGUGCCCCUGCAUGAUCUGCCGGUGCAAGAGGUGCUAGAGUUUCAAAAACCCGCUGCCGCCAUAGUCGCGCCGUGGUUGCAGACCGUUGCCGCAAGCGCAGGCAGGUGGCUGAGCGCAGAUGCGGUGCAGAGGUGGUUGGGGCAGGGAGAAGUGGAUGUGCGACAGGCGCUCAUGCAGCUUCAGUUCGGACUCGGUGUACCACCAAAGCAGACAGUCGUGGAUACGGUAAAGGGGAUGGUGGAGGAGGGUGCGGAUGUUAGGGCAGUGGCCAAGGCGGCGGAAAGCAGCAGUUGGGCCGAUGUGGUCGAGGGCAGUGCUGGAAUAGAGGAGUGGGGAGAUGUAGGUGUGGAACUCCAUCCCACCAGACAGUGGGGCAGCUGGACUCAGCUCGUACCGCAACCGCACGGCAGUGUGCGUCUGCGCCACAGCGGCGCAGACGACUACUGCGCCGCCCUAGACCAGAUCCACGGUGCCAAGAGUGCUGCGACGGUGCGAAUCCCGGUGGAGGAGCGGGAGGUGGACUCGACGGUGAAUCGGCUGUGGACCAUGGUCCGGCCGGUUCUGUCGCGCUCGGCGGUGCAGAACGACACGGCGAUCCUACUGGACUAUGCGCCCAUGGUGCGGCUCAUGGCGAUCGUCGACGACGACCUGGCGGCGAUCCAUCGUGACCUACACGCUGCCGCCGCUCCACUCGAACCGGCGCCAGCACGCGGGAGAAGCACGCGCAACUCGGCACGACUCACAUCCUGGCUCGCAAGCGACGACUACGAACGGUGGCUGCUGCUCGGCCCGCAAGAGGUGCAAAUCGCAAAGCAGACCGCACUGUCAUUCGAGCCAGUACAGUGA